Messenger RNA from Annulohypoxylon maeteangense, 2187 nucleotides. RefSeq lists its product as uncharacterized. The transcript has 7 exons. NCBI's taxonomy places the organism in Eukaryota, Fungi, Ascomycota, Sordariomycetes, Xylariales, Hypoxylaceae. The record is from RefSeq and is a predicted model, not a curated record. The coding region runs from base 1 to 2187 and encodes 728 amino acids.
AUGGCUCUCGAAGCUCCGUUGAGAUCGUCAACUGGGAGUAUAAUAUCCGCUUUCUCGCCUCACAUGGAUGCAUCUAUGUCUUCGCCAGAGUCAUCCUCUGCUCCCCACUCACAAUUCCGCCCAAUGUCUACUAGUGCUAUAGAGUCCAGUUCCUUACGGCCGUCAUCGGCGGCUCCCCGACCCGCUUCCGCCAAUCACUAUCUCAUGAGUCCGAGCGACAUAGUCGGCCCUUCGCCAGUCACAUCCGUCGGGACAGAAGUGACAGAGAUAGAUGAUGAAAUGUCUGAUGAGGUUCGAUCCCAACCUACCACAGCGAACCCUGACCGGCAACCUCAGCUUCUAAUGCUUAGCACGAAUGUUCCCGAUCAAGUUCGACAAAACGUAAAUGAAGAGGCUGUUUCGGUCAUUCACGCGCCGGAGAGCUUCCAGAGUUGGACUACCGCCGACAACUCGCCAAGGCAAUCGGAGUCGACCCAAAAGACAUCGCCUUCUACUCCUCCCGCCAAGCCAGAGAAUAUACUCCUGCCAUCUAGUAAUGACUUGAACUCAAAGACUAAAUCUCCUGCCCUGCCGACACCGCCUCCUCUAUCAACAGAUAUCAAGCCCGUCAGGUACAGUAUUGACACUGCAACGCCUAGGGCUCAGAAUCUACAGGAUGUACUCAAGGACUCAUCGAGGAUACGGUCUAGUAGUGCUAGUAGCCUCGAAUUAAUACCGGAGAGCAAGGAACCUGAAACGGACACAGAACCCGACCUAGAAAGUUAUGACGAUGAGGAAUUUGUAACGCCUGUUCGUGAACAGGACGUUGAUGAUGUGGAGAUCAGUUCUUUGAAGACGGCAUUACAGGAAUGUUGGACCUUGUGCAAUACCUUGGCUACUCUUAGCACGCACCACCGAGAAAGAGUAUUCAGUACGUCGGGAACCCCUGAUGGCCAUGAAAGGGCUUGGAAAUGCUGUUGGAAGUUGUGUCAGCGAUUAUACGACAGCCGCGACGAACCUGACGAAUCCUUUAACGUUCGUCAAAAUCUGGAUCUUUGCAGGGAUUUCUGCCAAUCCCUCUUCGAUAUACGGCAACGCAAAGACGAGGUUGCGGAUUCCGUUCUGCGGGUUAGCUUCGAGCUCAACAACCAUCUAUACAGUGCGCAGGAUAACCGAAUCCUUCCGGAGGCAUUCCGAGAACGGACUCUAGACUUCUACAUAACACUAUGUCAUAGGCUUAUGAAGCAGCGUGGCGAGCUGGGCGAAGAAACGGAUUCGCUACUCUCUGCAUGUUGGUCACUUGCGGAAAUGUUAUUCAGCUUACGACAGAGCAAGAGAGAUGGGAAAGCUCCAGACGAAGAACUUCUAGGCUCGGCGGUUCAAGCAUGUUGGGAACUAUGCGACAUAUUUAGGGAAGGAUGGACACAGAUCCGACCGGACAGGGGGACGCCGCGUCCUAGUCAAACCAGCUUUUUCACAUAUAACCGAGAAAGGGAGGCGGCCGAGUUAACAGACGGCAGAGAAAGCCGAGCUUCGCAACGCUCGAAAGCUGGCAGUUUAAAAAAUCAAAAGUCUCAAGGAGGAAAAUCAUCUCGCAAAAUACCACCAGUCCCCGAAACCCCCGUGACCGAGUUCGAGGACACACCCGUCUCUCCUGACGGCGAAUCUCCACAAGUACCUAACAUUCUAGUCCUCGGAACGGAUAGCAAUAGAGGCGGCCGAUGGUCCAGCAGCGCCUCAAAUUUAUCUAGCUACUCCCAAAGUAGCCAACGGACGUCUAGCACGGCUACCACAGCAACAACAAACGAAGACCCGAAUAUUACGCGCAUCAAGAUCCUCCUCCUUAAAGCUGCGAUGAAUAUCGGCUUCUCGCGCGACGCUAACGUGGACGGACACUAUCAUAACGGCGCGGCCUCCUUGCAAGCUUUUGUCAAAGCACUACCUAUGGGCUCGUUCGGCUCAUUGCCCGCCCACGCCGCAUUACUAAAGAGCUACAAAAAUCUCGUCGUAGCCGAUUCAUCGUUUCGACAGGCAUCCUCUCUACCGUCGCGUGGGAAACGUGUCCUAGCUACCGACGUAGCGAAUAGCGUCGGUUGGAUGGCGCAUCGUGCCAGCCAAUACGGGUUCCUGCGCGACCUAUUCAAGCUCGUGUUUGGCUUCCACGUCGAGGAGGCCGAUGGCCGGAAGAAUGUCAGCAUCGCGGUUUGA